Messenger RNA from Pseudogymnoascus destructans, 735 nucleotides. RefSeq lists its product as uncharacterized. Bases 1 to 735 code for a protein of 244 amino acids. The record is from RefSeq and is a predicted model, not a curated record. Gene Ontology annotation, cellular component: nucleus. NCBI's taxonomy places the organism in Eukaryota, Fungi, Ascomycota, Leotiomycetes, Thelebolales, Thelebolaceae. The transcript is spliced from 2 exons.
AUGUCCUCUGGUUUCGUCUCGGGCGGCACGACAGACGCGCCCAUCGAGCGCUCCGACGAAUGGCUCGCGGCGCAGGUUGAGCUUGAAGCCAACCGCCGGCGCAAGGCCGACGAGGCAGCGGCGCAGAACUCUGGGCGCUCACUCUUCGAGACUCUCGAAGCCAACAAAGCCGCGAAACAAGACGCCUUUGAAGAGGCGAGCAGACUCAAGAACCAGUUCCGCGCGCUCGACAAUGAUGAGAUUGACUUUCUGGAUUCGGUCCUCGAAUCUACGCGGGCGGAGGAAGCGCGCGUGAGGAAGGAGACGAACGAAGGGCUAGAGGUGUUUAGGAGGAGACAAGAGGAGCUGGACAAGGCGGCAAAGGGCGAGACUGGUGCGGAAACUACUAUGGCAGCUGCGGAUGAUGAGUGGGCUACGGCGGCUAAGAAGAGGAAACGAGGGAAGGAAGGAGCGCUCAAGGGACUUAAGCUGAGGAAGGCAUCAUCGAGUGACCGCGCGACUGGAAAACAGGCAGGAGCGACAGAGAGUCCUGGAACGGAAGGCGCGAGUCCCAAAGUCGAAGCUCAGAAGGGAAAGAACGACCCAGCAGGUCCGCACAAAGCUGCCGAGGCCAAAACGACCAUCGCUACAACCACUGAGAAGCAGCCGGCAAAGCCUACACCUGAGAAAGCAGCUGAGCCCAAAUCGGCUCUCGGCUUGGUGGAUUAUGGCUCGGAUGAGGAUGAUGAUUGGUAG